Pygocentrus nattereri (red-bellied piranha) is the source of this 2022-nucleotide messenger RNA. Its product is annotated as B-cell receptor CD22-like. Lineage: Eukaryota; Metazoa; Chordata; Actinopteri; Characiformes; Serrasalmidae. Gene Ontology annotation, biological process: cell-cell adhesion. Bases 160 to 2022 code for a protein of 620 amino acids. The transcript has 10 exons. Gene Ontology annotation, cellular component: membrane. The record is from RefSeq and is a predicted model, not a curated record.
AGGAAGAUGCAUAUUAAUAACUGAGCAUUUCAACUGAGCGCAGUAGCUUACAGUUAAACGUGUGAACCACACCCAGUUCAUGAUCUCAGUGCUGACUCUGUUCUCACCAUUUAUCGUCUGGACGCUGGAGACGAGCCUCGUUACUGAACGGCUGCUGUGAUGAGGUCAUUGAGAAUGGCUCCUCCUCUUCCUCUGGUCUUUCUGCUCAUGACUGCUGGAGCUUUUGGAACAGAGUGGAGUGUGAAGUACAACCAACAGGAAAUCUGUGCUUUAAAAGGAUCCACAGUGUUUAUGAACGGAACUUUUACUCACCCAGAACAUCUCACAGUGACAGCGAAGUUCUGGUUCAUACACGCAGAUCCAGGGGUGGAGCCGACUGACCUGCGUAAAGACCCAGUUUAUUCAGUCAGAGUCGAGUGUUUAACUGAUGAUCAGAAACACUUCUCCCUCAAACUGAGUGAUGUGAUGAAGAAGGAUGAACAUCAGUUCCGCUUCAGAAUCAUAACAAAUGAAGAAAAAGGAAGAUGGACAGGUGAACCUGGAGUUCAGCUCAGAGUUACAGAGCUCCGUGUAGAAGCUCCUGAAGAAGUGACCGAGGGAGAAACAGCAGAUCUGACAUGUAAGACCACCUGCAGUCUGACUGACCCAACAUUCAUCUGGUACAAAAAUGGACGUCGUUUAACCACAAAGACCAUCAAGAACAACCAGCUCCACCUGCAGACAGUCAGCAGUGAGGAUGCAGGCAGUUAUAGCUGUGCUGUAGGAGGAUCUCAACACCUCCGCUCUACUGCUCACAGCCUCAGAGUCAGAUAUCCUCCAAAGAGGGUUUCAGUGUCCAUCAGUCCCUCUGGUGAAAUAGUGGAGGGCAGUUCAGUGACUCUGUCCUGCAGCAGUGAUGGAAACCCACCUGUGAAGAACUACACCUGGUUUAAAGAAGGUGGAACCUCACCUGUAGGAUCUGGACAGAAUUACAGCAUCAUCAACAUCACUGCUGACCACACUGGACUGUACUACUGUGAAGCUCAGAAUGACCAUGGAGCUCUGAAUGGAACUGUGACGGUCACUGUUACGAGAGAGGUACCAACCCCUAUGCAGGAGUUUGGUUCCAGAGCCGACACUAGAGGAGCUUUUGGAACAGAGUGGAGUGUGAAGUACAACCAACAGGAAAUCUGUGCUUUAAAAGGAUCCACAGUGUUUAUGAACGGAACUUUUACUCACCCAGAACAUCUCACAGUGAAUGAGACUUUCUGGUUCAUAAACCCAUAUGUGAUUUUUGAUCUGACUAAAGACCCAGAUUAUUCAGGGAGAGUCGAGUUUUUCAUUGAUGAUCAGAAACGCUUCUCCCUCAAACUGAGUGAUGUAGUGAAGAAGGAUGAACAUUGGUUCUGCUUCAGAAUCAUAACAGAUGUAGAAGAAGAAAGAUGGUGGGGUUAUCCUGGAGUUCAGCUCAGAGUUACAGAGCUCCAUGUAGAAGCUCCUGAAGAAGUGACAGAGGGAGAAACAGCAGAUCUGACAUGUAAGACCACCUGCAGUCUGACUGACCCAACAUUCAUCUGGUACAAAAAUGGACGUCCUUUAACCACAAAGACCAUCAAGAACAACCAGCUCCACCUGCAGACGGUCAGCAGUGAGGAUGCAGGCAGUUAUAGCUGUGCUGUAGGAGGAUCUCAACACCUCCACUCUACUGCUCACAGCCUCAGAGUCAGAUAUCCUCCAAAGAACGUCUCAGUGUCCAUCUGUUCCUCUGGUGAAAUAGUGGAGGGCGGUUCAGUGACUCUGACCUGCAGCAGUGAUGGAAACCCACCUGUGAAGAUCUACACCUGGUUUAAAGAAGGUGGAACCUCACCUGUAGGAUCUGGACACUGUUACAGCAUCAUCAACAUCACUGCUGACCACACUGGACUGUACUACUGUGAAGCUCAGAAUGAUCGUGGAGCUCUGAAUGGAACUGUGAUGGUCAGAGUUGGUCUGCAGUCUGGUUUGCAGUGGGAGGAGGUGGUUUUCUCCUUAUUCCUGUCCUAA